Molecule: messenger RNA, 4245 nt
Organism: Marchantia polymorpha subsp. ruderalis
Lineage: Eukaryota; Viridiplantae; Streptophyta; Marchantiopsida; Marchantiales; Marchantiaceae
Source: the annotation of a GenBank genome assembly
UUGUUGUUUAUUAUGAACAGGUUGGACAGGAGGUCACUAUCGCCGACUAGACAUGAGAACGAAUUAGGGUCUAGGUACGAAUCAUCCGUUGUAUUUUUGUAGCAAGAUUGUCUCAACCAAUAAAGUGUAUCCAAUGAUAACUUGUGAUUCAACAGAUUCUUGUUGGUUGUAAAACCUUGAUGAUAGAAUUGACAAGAGCAUGAAAUCACUUUUUCUAUUUCACGAAGAAAAGGACGAAACAUGAGAUCAAAGUCCAACUUGAAAAGUACAACUCGCAAGAUGCAGUAAGAAUAUACAAGAGAAACGGAAGAAAACGCGGGGCUGCAAGAAUGCAAGACAAAAGCUUCGACGGCUGAAAGAUCGUUCUGCCGUAGUUUUGCGGACCAUUUUACCGAUAUAUUCAAAAUGCUAUCGUUCACACAUUCUCUGAUGUAACACACCUUCUAUUCAUUGUUAAACACAUCUUCAAAGAAUCGAAUGAUAGGGCUUCGCUGUGCCAAGAAUCGAUGAAUUCCUAAGAGUUUUUAUGUGAUUGGUUUCGGCUACUUAUCUUGCUCGACGAAUCUGUCCUGUGUCACACAAGCAAAUUCGCCAUCGAACUUUCCAAGAAGUGCAGGAUGGAUGCUAGCAGAAGCUCGCAACUCGGCAAAGAAGAGAAUCAUGUGUUGUGUCGGAAAGUGACGUAUCCUAACUACGCCUACAGUCGAGAGGUAGCGGGAUGGCUCAGGCUCUUUCUCCUCACAGAACAGUACAAUGUUUCAAUCUGGAACAGGUUUGUGUUUUGAUCAUAAUACAGAAAUUGGUGAGACACGGAGAAACUUACUCAGUAUCAGGUGUGAGUAGCCACCAGCCAGAAUUUUGACAGUAGGGUGCUGGCUUUGGAAUACCGAUUAAUCAUGGCACACGCAGCAAAGAUGAGUGCUUUAGUGGAGAUACUGCAGCAAAGGUUGCAGGAGGGAGUAGAUAGAGUGAGACCUUUCGAACGCAAAGACUUGAUCAACCAGUUGCUGCAAGUAUCAAGGGCUGUUGAUCACUCAGUUGCUAGCAAUCAAAGGCCCAAUACUACGUACAAGAUUUUGGACAUAUGCAAGUUGAUAAUGAAGUUGAAGGAGGAUGACCAGAUCAAACCAUCAAUGAUGGUAUUUUUACUCUCUAUCAAAGGUGCAUGUCGGGCAGGUUGGUUCCGGCCCGUUGAGGCAGAGGAAUUUCUGUCCAUGUAUGACCAGUUACUUAAGUAUUUUCAGCUGGAUGGAGAUUGCUCAAGACAGUUAACAGGAAGUGCAGUUACAGAUGAAGAAAAUUCCAUUGCCGUAAAUUUGAUCAACACCAUAUGUCAGAGGUACUGUCCAAGAGUCAAGAUGGUCUCUGUCAUCCUAUCUUUCACGACGAAGCAAGAAUAUGAAAGUCGUGGUUGUGAUUUUAUCGUAACACAGCUUGCUGCAAAGACCAAGUUGAGUUUAUUUGUGAUACAGGUCGAAAACACGGAAACAUCAUCAUGCUUAGUGACCCCAAAUUCACUCAGUUUUGUACUAAAUGGUAGAGGUGUCGACAGAAGAUCGUCUCUCCAUAAUUCCCCGGAAACCGGACCACAGAUGCCAUCAGAUGUAACGCAUUUGUUGAGACUCGGAAAUAAUUUCAUCCAAGUUGUUGGCGAAUGUCCAGGCAAAUACUUGGUGGCAAUUGGGACGACAACUAUCACAUCUUUCACUGCGUCCUCCAUCGAAUUGAAGGAUUAUGUCGUUCCUUCGCCUGCAGGUGACGGUACUGAUGAUGAAGUCGUGGAAGCAGGUUCACGAGUUUCUCUUCGUUGUCCAAUAAGUCACAAGCGAAUAAAAACUCCGGUCAAGGGUGAAUUAUGUAGGCACCAUCAGUGCUUUGACUUUGAUAGCUAUGUUGAAAUAAAUGAGGUACGACCUGUCUGGCGGUGUCCCUAUUGCAACUCCAACCUCAACUGUCUACAAUUACGUCUUGAUAAGAAAAUGAGUCAGAUAUUGAAGGACGUGGACGAGAAGUACUUUGAGGUUUUUGUUAAUCAAGAUGGCUCUUGGGUGCCCGGCCAAUUGUCAGAUGAUUUGAAAGAAGCUACUGCUCGAUGUACUACUGCAAGUGCUGGUGGUGCUGAUGCUCCGAUGUUAGAUGUUAGUUUUAUCGACUUAACGGAGGAUGAGGAGAUGAAUGAGCCGGGCUUAUGUGUAGAGAAUAUCAGUUCACCCAGGGUGCAGCCCGUGGUGUCAGCUGGAAACUUGACUUCAAGUAUUGCAGAAGGACCGGAAGACAGGAAACCUGACAUUGGAGGGCUAUUUGCUACGAGUUUGUCACCAUCUCCUGCAGUAUCCAAUGUCUCAACUCGAGAGAGACUAGAUACUUCUGCCGGAUAUGCUGUACUAAAUGAUUCAUCAUAUCAGACAGGACUUGCUAUCAACCAUUCUAGAGGGACACGUGAGUCCGGUGCAGGAGUUCGACACAUGCAAAACUCUGCUCCAACUACUCACAUGUGGUCUGGUGGCAAUGGUUCAGUAUAUGCUUCAUCUUCACCUUCUACUGUUCAGCAGCCUGGUAAUCGGGCAUCCUCUUUAGACAGACAAGCCUAUGUUUCUGCUGCCGGGGGACAGGCCUUGCCAUUGACCAAUCAAGCAUUGGGACAAAGAGCCAGGAUAGGCUCUCUGUCCCAAAGUGCCAUGUCAGGUGUACCGGCGCAUGGUGGCUUCAUAACAAGCACGAGUCAGACGCAGUCUAGUCUUCCGCCAACUGCUCCGUUGGGAUCUGAGCAGGUGUUUCAACACGACGUACUUUAUCAGCAACAAUCACAAGAUCUCUUCAGACAAAUGCAGCUCAACUCAAAUGCCUUCCGCGCACCCGGUGACAUGGAUGCAUCUCAACGGAACCAGAGGCGGGGUCCACGGAACACUGGGAUUGGCCUCCACCAUAAUUCGGUGCAAAAUGAUCAACACCUUGCUCGUGAAGUCCAGAUGCAGCAGUUUGGAAGUGCAAGUCCGUCUUUAGCCGAACAAUCACAACACAACCAGACAUAUUCACAUCUUGGGCACAGUCACAAUAUUUCGCGUCAGGAUUAUUGGCAAGCUCCGCGUUUGACACAGCAGCAGCUCCUACAGCUUCAAGUUCAUCUGAAUCAUCCAAAUUCUAGACCUUCUCCAGGAGGCCGAUCUCAACCUUUUAUUUCACCGCCUGCGGUGCCAAUCGGAGGUUCACAACAGGUGUCAAAUUCGAGGUCUAGUCCUCGUGUCUUGAAUGCAGCGACCGUGCAUUCAUCGACGGCGACCGUCGCUGCAGCUAGCAACACCACAGGAGUAGCACCACCACAAGUUGCGAAUUGGAGGCCUGCAGGGAGAAUGAGAGGAAGUGUCAGUGGAGGGUUUCUUGCUGGUAAUCGGAGUGGAGUUAAUUCCGUUGCACCUCAGCCUGGGACAGGAAGUCGUACUCGGGUAUCAGGAGCUCCUAUGAUAUCAAGCUUGCCCUUUUCUAAUACCGCGAAUCUGGCACCUCCCAACCUCAAUAGUGCUAAUUUAUCACCUUAUCCAUUGCCUCUUCCGACUGUGCCUAGCGUGGAGAGUGUGCGAGCAACGACAUACGGUGCCAGUCGUCUUCCUUCAGAGGAAUUCAGUGUCUCUGAUCCAUUUUUCAAUGCUGGUGGACCGAUGACGUCUUCUGAAACGUUACAAGACGUGGUGUGGCACCCAACAAUUGGACCUGACCUGGUAGACGGUGGUGGAACACCAGAGGUGGAUCGAUGGUUAGAUGAAGCUAUGUUCAAUCAAGUCAGUUCUCAGGGCCUUUGAUGGUGUUCGGACAACUUUAGUUACGCUCAUGUCAGUUAUAGGACCCUUUGGAAGUUGUCUCAUUUUUCUGGGAAAGUCGCAACAUGUCUUUAAACUUAGACAUUUUUCUAUCAGUACGUUCUCAACGAAGUAGUGAAGAGAUAGAUUACUUUGAUGCACCUUUUCUGACUUCGAAGCAAAUCUCAGGAAUCUAGGUAAGGGCCUCUGAUUGCCCUCUACAUUUUGAAACUACUGAUGACUCUCUGAUCCAACAACUUCUAGUCAUUGACACGGAUCAAGAGAGGCUUGUUCUAGAAAUCCCAUAUACUGUAAUUACAAACCUGGAUUUCGUAUGUCUCGUGCCCUGUUUGAAAGGAAAGGGUACUUUGAUUUUGUGAAAUUGUAAGAAGUUCAGAGGAAGAAAAUCCAGGAGGAAAAUAUUUCAAAGUACUUGUACAUCGAGCUCGCA